AUGGCGGGAGCAUCCGUGAAGGUGGCGGUGCGUGUCCGGCCCUUCAACUCCCGGGAGAUGAGCCGGGAAUCUAAAUGCAUUAUCCAGAUGUCGGGAAGCACCACCACUAUCCUGAACCCGAAGCAGCCCAAAGAGACACCAAAAAGCUUCAGCUUUGACUAUUCCUACUGGUCCCACACCACACCCGCAGACAUCAACUAUGCAUCUCAGAAGCAAGUGUACCGGGACAUUGGCGAGGAGAUGUUGCAGCAUGCCUUCGAAGGCUAUAACGUCUGCAUCUUUGCCUAUGGGCAGACGGGUGCUGGAAAGUCCUACACCAUGAUGGGGAAGCAGGAGAAGGACCAGCAAGGCAUCAUCCCACAGCUGUGCGAGGACCUCUUCUCCCGCAUCAAUGACACAACGAAUGACAACAUGUCCUACUCCGUGGAGGUGAGCUACAUGGAGAUUUACUGCGAGCGUGUGAGGGACCUCCUGAACCCCAAGAACAAGGGGAACCUGAGGGUGAGGGAGCAUCCCCUUAUGGGCCCGUACGUUGAGGACCUUUCCAAGCUGGCUGUGACCUCCUACAAUGACAUCCAGGACCUCAUGGACUCUGGCAACAAGGCCCGCACAGUGGCUGCCACCAACAUGAAUGAGACCAGCAGCCGCUCCCACGCCGUGUUCAACAUCAUCUUCACGCAGAAGCGGCAUGACGCGGAGACGGACAUCACCACUGAGAAGGUCAGCAAAAUCAGCUUGGUGGACCUGGCAGGGAGCGAGCGAGCUGACUCCACCGGCGCGAAGGGCACACGACUAAAGGAAGGAGCAAACAUCAACAAGUCCCUGACCACGCUGGGGAAGGUCAUCUCGGCUCUGGCUGAAAUGGAUUCGGGGCCAAACAAGAACAAAAAGAAAAAGAAGACAGAUUUCAUCCCCUACCGGGACUCAGUGCUGACCUGGCUGCUGCGGGAGAACCUGGGGGGCAACUCCAGGACGGCCAUGGUGGCUGCUCUCAGUCCUGCAGAUAUCAACUACGAUGAGACCCUCAGCACCCUCAGGUAUGCUGACCGUGCCAAGCAGAUCCGCUGCAACGCCGUCAUCAAUGAGGACCCCAACAACAAGCUCAUCCGGGAGCUGAAGGACGAGGUGGCACGCCUGCGCGACCUUCUCUACGCCCAGGGCCUUGGGGACAUCAUUGACAUGACCAAUGCUAUCGCCGGGAUCAGCCCCUCUUCCUCCCUGUCGGCCUUGUCCAGCCGCGCCGCCUCCGUUGCCAGCCUCCAUGAGCGCAUCAUGUUUGCUCCGGGCAGCGAAGAGGCGAUUGAAAGGCUCAAGGAAACAGAGAAGAUCAUCGCGGAGCUGAAUGAGACGUGGGAGGAGAAGCUGCGGAGGACAGAAGCGAUCCGGAUGGAGAGGGAGGCAUUGCUGGCCGAAAUGGGUGUUGCCAUGAGGGAGGAUGGAGGUACCCUGGGCGUCUUCUCUCCUAAAAAGACGCCCCACUUGGUCAACCUGAACGAGGACCCGCUCAUGUCCGAGUGUCUUCUCUACUACAUCAAGGACGGGAUAACGAGGGUUGGCCGGGAAGAUGCAGAGAAGAGGCAGGACAUCGUUCUCAGCGGGCACUUCAUUAAGGAAGAGCACUGCCUUUUCCGCAGCGACACCAAAACUGGCGGUGAAGUAAUAGUGACCCUGGAGCCCUGUGAAGGCGCCGACACCUACGUGAAUGGCAAAAAGGUGACGGAGCCCAGCGUCCUGCGCUCAGGAAACCGCAUCAUCAUGGGGAAGAGCCACGUCUUCCGCUUCAACCACCCCGAGCAGGCUCGGCAAGAGCGGGAGCGGACCCCAUGCGCCGAGACCCCCGCUGAGCCCGUGGACUGGGCUUUUGCUCAAAGAGAGCUGCUGGAGAAGCAGGGCAUCGACAUGAAGCAGGAGAUGGAGCAGCGGCUCCAGGAACUGGAGGACCAGUACCGGCGGGAGCGGGAGUAGGCGAAUUACCUUCUGGAGCAGCAGAGGCUGGACUAUGAGAGCAAACUGGAGGCUUUGCAGAAGCAGAUGGACUCUAGGUAUUACCCUGAGGCAAACGAGGAAGAGGAGGAACCUGAGGAUGAAGUGCAGUGGACGGAGCGGGAAUUCGAGCUGGCCCUCUGGGCCUUUAGGAAGUGGAAGUGGUACCAGUUCACCUCCCUCCGUGACCUGCUCUGGGGCAACGCCAUCUUCCUCAAGGAAGCCAAUGCCAUCAGCGUGGAGCUGAAGAAGAAGGUCCAGUUCCAGUUUGUGCUCCUCACGGAUACGCUGUACUCGCCUCUCCCUCCCGACCUGCUGCCUCCCGACGCUGCCAAGGACCGGGAGAAGCGGCCAUUCCCCCGGACCAUUGUGGCCGUAGAGGUGCAGGACCAGAAGAACGGGGCGACACAUUACUGGACCCUGGAGAAGCUGAGGCAGCGUCUGGACCUGAUGCGUGAAAUGUAUGACCGUGCCGCCGAAGUGCCUUCUAGUGUCAUCGAGGACUGCGACAACGUGGUGACCGGCGGAGAUCCCUUCUACGACCGCUUCCCCUGGUUCAGGCUGGUCGGCAGGAGCCAGGGGGAGCUGCACAGGGGUAUCGGUCCUGGGCAGGCCACCUCCCACCCAGCUUGGGGCGACUGUGCGGUGCCGCUGGCUGGGGAUGCUUUGAAGCCACACGUGCCACUGGCACCGCAGCGCCAGGGGCAGGAGGAGGAGGAGGAGGAGGAGGAGGCGGAGGACCUGGAGGAAGACAUCUUUCCGGAGUGCCCGCUGUGUGAUGGCCGGGAUCCGUUUUACGACCGCUCCCCCCUGUUCAGUUUAGUAGGAAGGUUGGGCUGCUGGCAGGUGCCAAGAGGGGGACCCCACUGCCUUGCUGAGAAGCCCCCCCUCCCCACAGUGACCCCGGAGGACCUUCUCCUGGACAGUCCGGAGAAGCCCACGCCAGACGGGCCCCUGGAGACAGCUCUGGACCACCUGAAGUUGGGCAGCAUCUUCACUUUCCGUGUGACGGUCCUGCAAGCCUCCAGCAUCUCCGCAGAAUAUGCAGACAUCUUCUGCCAGUUCAACUUCAUCCACCGCCAUGAUGAGGCCUUUUCAACAGAGCCCUUGAAGAACACAGGACGGGGGCCACCGCUGGGCUUCUAUCACGUCCAAAAUAUCGCUGUGGAGGUGACCAAGUCCUUCAUUGAGUACAUCAAGAGCCAGCCAAUUGUAUUUGAAGUCUUUGGGCACUACCAGCAGCACCCCUUCCCACCCCUCUGCAAGGACGUCCUGAGUUCAGAUAUCUCUGGCUGCAACAGCUCUCCUCUUUUCAACACAUGCAUGAGCGAGCGCAUGGCUGAUCUCACCCCCUCCCCUACCUUCUCGAACCCCGACUCCGACAUCACCGAGCCUGCUGACGAGCAGCACCAGGGGCAGGAGGAGGAGGAGGAGGAGGAGGAGGCGGAGGACCUGGAGGAAGACAUCUUUCCGGAGUGCCCGCUGUGUGAUGGCCGGGAUCCGUUUUACGACCGCUCCCCCCUGUUCAUGCCUGCGACAAAGCUGAGCACCAUGACUCGGCCCAGCGCCGGCCCAUGCCAGUGCAAGUAUGAUCUGAUGGUCUUCUUCGAGAUCUGUGAGCUGGAGGCCAACGGCGACUACAUCCCGGCCGUUGUGGACCACCGCGGAGGCAUGCCAUGCCAUGGGACCUUCCUCCUCCACCAGGGCAUCCAGAGGAGAAUCACUGUCACCUUGGUGCACGAAACGGGCAGCCUCAUCCGCUGGAAGGAAGUGCGGGAGCUGGUUGUGGGUCGGAUCCGGAACACCCCAGAGGCAGAUGAGUCUCUCAUCGACCCCAAUAUCCUGUCCCUGAACAUCCUCUCCUCCGGGUACAUUCACCCCUCCCAGGAUGACCGGCAGUUUCUUGAUUCGGAUAUGCCUAGGACUUUCUACCAGUUUGAGACGGCGUGGGAUAGCUCCAUGCACAACUCGCUGCUGCUCAACCGUGUCACCCCAUACCGGGAGAAAAUCUACAUCACCCUUUCUGCCUACAUCGAGAUGGAGAACUGCACCCAGCCCGCGGUCAUCACCAAAGACUUCUGCAUGGUUUUCUACUCCCGGGACGCCAAGCUUCCUGCUUCCCGCUCCAUCCGCAGCCUUUUUGUCAGCGGCAGCCUGCGGGCUUCCGAGAGCAACCGUGUGACGGGAGUCUACGAGCUCAGCCUCUGCCGUGUGGCCGACGCCGGCAGCCCAGGGGGGUGCAUGCAGAGACGGAGACGGCGCGUGCUAGACACCUCCGUAGCCUACGUGCGGGGAGAGGAGAACCUGGCAGGCUGGCGGCCCCGCAGCGACAGCCUCAUCCUCGACCAUCAGUGGGAGCUGGAGAAACUCAGCCUCCUGCAAGAAGUGGAGAAGACAAGGCACUACCUGCUCCUCCGUGAGAAGCUGGAGACGACCCAGCGCCUGGGCCUGGAGACCCUGUCCCCCUGCUCCAGCGAGGACUCCGAGUCCCGAAGCACCUCCUGUGUCUCUUCCCCGCUCUCUGUCGAUGGGGCCCCCGAGGGCCGCACCUCUCCCCCUGAGACCCCUAGCGAGAGGCAGAAGGAGCUGGCUGUGAAGUGCUUGCGCCUGCUGACGCACACCUUCAACAGGGAGUACAGCCACAGCCACGUCUGCAUUAGCGCCAGCGAGAGCAAGCUGUCCGAAAUGUCCGUGACCCUGAUGAGAGACCCCUCUAUGCCAGCUCUUGGCGUCACCACUCUCACCCCCUCCUCGACCUGCCCGUCGCUGGUGGAAGGACGCUACAACGCCAUGGAGGUCAGACCCCCCCAGGUCUCUUCCAGGGCGGAGAGCCCUGACCUGGAGCCUGUAGUAGAAGGAGAGCAGAAGAAGUCCCCGUCCCGCCGGCCUGAGGAGGAGAAGGAGCCCCAGCGUUUGCUGGUGCCUGACAUCCAGGAGAUCCGGGUCAGCCCCAUCGUCUCCAAAAAGGGCUACUUGCACUUCCUGGAGCCCCACACCAACGGGUGGGUGAAGCGCUUCGUGGUGGUCCGGCGCCCGUACGUCUACAUCUACAACUCGGACAAGGACACAGUCGAGAGGGCCAUACUCAACCUCUCCAAGGCCCAGGUGGAGUACAGUGAGGACCAGCAGGCCAUGCUCAAGACCCCGAACACGUUUGCGGUGUGCACGGAGCACCGGGGCAUCCUGCUGCAGGCGAGCAGCGACAAGGACAUGCACGACUGGCUCUAUGCCUUCAACCCCCUCCUGGCUGGGUCCAUAAGGUCCAAGCUUUCCAGAAGGAGAACAGCCCAGAUGAGAAUCUAA
Egretta garzetta (little egret) is the source of this 5286-nucleotide messenger RNA. RefSeq names its product kinesin family member 1A (gene KIF1A). The transcript has 46 exons. Gene Ontology annotation, biological process: microtubule-based movement. NCBI's taxonomy places the organism in Eukaryota, Metazoa, Chordata, Aves, Pelecaniformes, Ardeidae. The record is from RefSeq and is a predicted model, not a curated record. Gene Ontology annotation, molecular function: microtubule binding; microtubule motor activity; ATP binding.